Molecule: messenger RNA, 1656 nt
Organism: Klebsormidium nitens
Lineage: Eukaryota; Viridiplantae; Streptophyta; Klebsormidiophyceae; Klebsormidiales; Klebsormidiaceae
Source: the annotation of a GenBank genome assembly
GCUGCAUUUGCAAAAGUGCAGACAAGACGUUGAUAAGUUUAACGCGGAGUGGCAGGGGCAGUGAGCAGGGUUGCAUUGGAGCUACGCGCCAUGGAAUCUACGCUAGCCGUCCAGGGCGCCCUCCAAGCUGGACCCGUGACAAAAUUACAAGCAUCUUCUGCUUCUGCAUUCGACAGCUCCGUCCUCCGGUCAGCACAUUGCGGCUUCUCAGGCCGACGGCAGGCCAGGAACCGCGUUUCACAGCUUUCGUCAAGCUCGUUUCUGGGGUCUGCAAAUGCUGCUAUGUUCAAGUCAUUAGGAGCGAAACGGCUCCCUAGCCCUAUGCGCCGGCAGAGCCAAGUGGUGCCGGUUGUCGCCAAAGUGCUGGAGAACACUGUUAUUUUGGAAGACAAGGUCAAAGCUGAAGCAGAUCAAGAUGCCUUUGACUUCAACUCCUACAUGGGUGCAAAAGCGAAAGCUGUGAAUGCCGCCCUGGACAAAGCAGUGCCAAUGCAGUAUCCUGAGAAGAUUCACGAAUCCAUGAGGUACUCGCUUCUGGCAGGAGGCAAGAGAGUGCGCCCAGCUCUGUGCAUCGCAUCCUGUGAGCUGGUCGGUGGGAGCAUGGAGACGGCCAUGCCGGCCGCAUGCGCCAUGGAAAUGAUUCACACAAUGUCCCUCAUCCACGACGACCUGCCAGCCAUGGACAACGACGACUUCCGACGAGGGCAACCGACCAACCACAAGAAAUACGGCGAGGACGUGGCGAUCCUGGCGGGCGACGCCCUGCUGUCCUUUGCGUUUGAGCACAUUGCCAGGGCCACCAAGGGGGUCCCCGCGGACCGCGUGUUGCGAGUCAUUGCCGACCUGGGGACGGCAGUCGGAGGGGAAGGGCUCGUGGCGGGCCAGAUUGUCGACCUGGACAGCGAAGGCAAGGGCAACUCGAUCGGGCUGGAGACGUUGGAGUACAUUCACCGGCACAAGACGGCGGCGCUGCUCGAAGUGUCGGUUGUCGCAGGAGCGGUCCUGGGGGGAGCCACAGAGGACGAGAUUGCGAAGUUGAGGAAGUAUGCCCAGUGCAUCGGACUGGGGUUCCAGGUGAUUGACGACAUUCUGGACGUGACCAAAACCACGGAAGAGCUGGGAAAGACGGCGGGCAAGGACAUCGAUCAAGCCAAGGCGACCUACCCUAGCUUGGUCGGUCUGCCCAAAGCAAGGGAGAUCGCCCGGGAUCUCAUUCAAACAGCAAUCGAUCAGUUGUCCUCCUUCGACUCUCACAAGGCAGCACCGUUGGUAGCCCUGGCUCUCUACAUUGAGAAUCGGCAAAACUAGAGCAGGGCAGGGAAGCUUUCAUUCAUCUCUUUGAAGGUCUCAGGGGCACUCGUGACUAGAAGUUGCUCUUGCCUAAGCCAAGAAAGUGGGCAGGAGACGGUGAAGGAUCUACGCUUACAGUUUUGUUCACUUCGGUUCCUCGGCUACAAUAUGUAUCAUUGAAAGUAUGACAGCAACAAUAAUUGCGUCAGCACGGACAAGUGCAUUGUCAAGCAAACUUCAGAUAUCGACAUUCUGAUGUAGCCGUAUAACGGGCCUUGAUAAGGCGCGCCUUGACAUGCAAGUACCUUGAAGCCCAAAGUUGGAAUCCAUUCCAACCGUACAAGUGCAGACUCUGAUUGAAAGCCU